Molecule: messenger RNA, 2227 nt
Organism: Cheilinus undulatus (humphead wrasse)
Lineage: Eukaryota; Metazoa; Chordata; Actinopteri; Labriformes; Labridae
Product: T-lymphocyte activation antigen CD80
Exons: 8
Coding region: 111-1016 (301 amino acids)
Biological process (GO): negative regulation of T cell proliferation; T cell costimulation; immune response
Cellular component (GO): external side of plasma membrane
Source: RefSeq, a predicted model, not a curated record
AAGAAAGAUAUUGGACCCUAUACUCACAGCUGAACUGAGGAGGCACUCGGCUGAACUGGCCGUUUGUCUGUUUAACCGUUUAAACCAUAGCUGACACGUUUCCCCGGCACAUGGCAUCUCUUUGGAGCAAACGACAGAGCUUCUUUCUUCCAAGAAACCAAAGACUUUCCCUCGUGCCUGUGUUUGUUUUGACCAUGAUGAGCAACGUUCCUGUCACAGGAGGUGCUGAGAUUCAGCUCAAAGGGGAGGUCGAUGGAAAUGUGUCCUUUCUCUGCCCAGUUGAUCUAAGGCGUCCAGUUGAGUUCCUCUAUUUCCAAAGGCAAAAUCCGCUAACCUAUAUUAAUGGCUUUCAUGCAAGAAAACCCUUGCAAAACCCAUGGGAAAACACAAGAAUGGAUAAGGACAAUAUGACCGUGCACAUGUAUAACUUGAAUGUCUCUCAUCAAGGAGUUUAUGAAUGUUUCGUUGAAUACAAUGACCGUCAUCACACAGAUAAAACCUACGUCCUCAGCAUCACAGCAAACUACAGGAAACCUGCAAUCACAAUACUCAGCUGUAAUGAAAACCAUUGCCUUAUGACAUGUUCCUCACAUGGAGGUUACCCAAGAUCCAAGAUUACAUGGAACAUACCGGAGACUCAGAUGAUGAAAGAAGUGAACCGCAGUAAACUAGUUGAAGAUCCAGACACUUUGACAUACAACAUCUCUAGUAUCAUCCAAUUCAACUGCUCACUAGGAGAAAUAGAGAUGAUAAGCUGCUCUGUUGGGGGGGUGGACUCCGAGAGGCUUUCUGUUUGUGCACCCAAGGAUCCACCUGGUUCUUCACAAAACAACAUUCCUGUUAUAAUUGCAGUAGCAGCCAUCGUUGUAGUGUCAUGCAUUAUCAUGGCUGCAGUGUAUAGGAUGUGGAAGGCCAAGAAAAGGCGGGAAGCAGCAGCAAAUGUGAAUGUGGAGUACAAGUUGGUGAAUGGAAAUGAACAGGAAAAUGCCCUCAGAGAAGGAGAAGGGGCAUGUUGAGUGUUGUGUGGUUGAACGAGCUACUCCGAUGCUUCAUCAGUAAUGUUCUAGAAUCUAGGACUGAACUGUUCGUCACUCGAGUGUACAUUACAUGUGUGACUUAAAACUGACCAGUUACUAGGGAUCACAUGCUGCAAGGAUUUCCCUGGACAUCUUGUUAGUCUUUGAGGAAGUGUUAAAAAUAGUAUCCUUUAAAUGGUAACAUGCACUGAGUACUUUCUGAGGAAAAACUCCUGACUUCCUAAAAGGAAAGGUCUUCUCACAGGGUUUGUUUGAGAAUGUUGCAUGCUGGAGAUCAGUCUUGGAGAAACACAUUAAGCAGUGAAAUUAACAGGCAGGAAUACUUUGCUUCACAUGUGAUGAAAUACAUAUUUCACCAGUUAAAUGAUGUCUGUUACACAUUUUACAAGUCUCAUCAUGGACUGUGUUUCAUCAUCAGAAAUGACAAUGCAUUUCUAUCAUUUCUCAUGCUUUGUUUCUCCUAUAUGACAGCACAGAUAUGUAUGACGUCAGGGUUAAACUGUGAUAAUUUUUUUUACAUGUUGUAUUUAAGGCUAUAAUAAGAGUGACAAUGUUCAUUCAAACUGAUCAUGGUACUGUAGAGCCUCAGAGCGCGCUCAGGGUUGUUGUACUAUUAUCAAAAACUUGGAAGAAUGUAAGAAUAUUGUACUUUAUCAAUGAACAUGAAUGUUUUCUAUAUUUAUAUUGUGGUUAUAUUGUAAUUUCAAUGUUUCAACUGUAAGGUGCAAUAUGAGAACUGGCCAUUUGUUCACAUGUACAGUGCAAUAUUAACCCCCCAAAAUUAUUUUUUUCUUAAAUAAUUAGAAUUUGUUUUCCACAUGCUUAGUAUUACUGUGUUCCUCAAAGCUGUGCCAUAUUUUCACAGGUGGCUGUUCUCAUGUAAAAAAAAGUAUAUAAUUUGUUAUUCAUUUGAUACCUCCUUUUCUCCUUUUAAUGUGAUUCCCCACCAACUAUUUAUCAUAUUUUCAAAGAAACUUUAUUUUUCUUAUAUCUUUAAGACAGAAAAAAACUACAGGUUUUGUCUUUUUCUCUUACCAGAUCUGUAUUAGACACUUUUUGUGAAUACUUUUUUUACUCUGUUUUGCUGUUUAGUUUCACCAUCUCAGUCUUUCUGUAUCACUGUUUGUAACUGAUAUUAAAAUGUACCGUCAAUUAGACCUGUAAAGUUUGAUCUGUAUUUUUGCACGGAG